AUGCGUUCCUCCAUUCUCCUCAGCUUGGCGUUUACGACUACCGUCUUCGCUCGACCCGUCCCUGUCGAUGAAGUCGAAGCCAGAAACCUUGCCAUCGGUCCCGCCAUCGACGUCGCCGCCAUCAAUAAGCGUGAAGAGGUUGAAGCGCGGAACCCAAACAUUGGGCCUGCGAUUGAUGUUGCUGCUAUCAACAAGAGAGAUAUCGAGGCGCGAAACCCAAACAUCGGGCCUGCGAUCGACGUUGCUGCUAUCAACAAGAGGGACGAGGUUGUCGCUCGAGACCCUAUUAUUGGACCUGCGCUCGACGUUGCUUCUAUAAACUAG
Messenger RNA from Penicillium chermesinum, 324 nucleotides. RefSeq lists its product as uncharacterized. Bases 1 to 324 code for a protein of 107 amino acids. The record is from RefSeq and is a predicted model, not a curated record. The transcript has a single exon. Lineage: Eukaryota; Fungi; Ascomycota; Eurotiomycetes; Eurotiales; Aspergillaceae.